CUGGCGGCCUGACGACGGGCUGGGGGAUUUCCUGGGCGGAAGAAGUGGAGGGGGUUUCCAGUGUGAUCAGUGGUGCCUGCUGGAUCUCGCUACACUGGAUCCCCGACAGCUCCCGCACAAAGGACAGCAGCCGGCGGAGCCCCGAACCCGGACCAUGAAGAGAGCCCGGCCCGUGUCGCGCAGGCAUGGUCGCAGCGGUAGGUCGUCGGUUUGAGUCCCAGCGAGAGAGCGGCGAGUCGCGGAGCUGCUGAGCGCAAGUGUGGCCUGCGGAGCAGAUUCAUGUCAUGUCAGCGGGGAAGAGUGCUGACGGGAGGGAGGUGCAGAUACCACUCCAGCAGGUGGCGCCCUCCCUGGCCUCACCCCUCUCUGUGGGCCCUCACAUCACCAUCCCCCCCCACCGGCCAGUCAACCCGUGGCCCUCCAGUGACUCUGCACCUUUGCAAGGUGUGCCCGCAGGCUUCUUGCCUCUUCACGGAGGCUUCCGAGAUCACUUUGUGGAGACCCCGGAGGCCAAGUAUUGCUGCGAGUCGUGCAGGCUGGUCCUGUGUCAGCCACGUCAGACUGAGUGUGGACACCGAUUCUGUCAGAGCUGCAUCAAUGACAUCCUCAGUCGUCCCAACCCAGUGUGUCCGGCUGACAUGGAGCCCCUGGUCAGUAAUAAGAUCUUCAGAGAUGUUUGCUGUCAUCGGGAGAUCAUGGCGCUCAUGGUGCACUGUCGCUGUGAAAACAACGGCUGCCAAGAACAGAUGAGCCUGCAGCAAAUACCCGACCAUCUCAUCGUGUGUCUGUUCUACGAGGUUCCCUGUCCGUUAGGAAAAUGCAAAGAGCGAAUGAUGAGGAAAGAAAUUCCAGACCACUUGAACAAGAAAUGUAAACACAGAGAGAUCAUUUGUGAGUUCUGCAUGGCAAAGAUGCCGCUGACCGACCUGCAGAAACAUAAAGAAACGGUGUGUCCAGCUUUCCCGGUGACCUGUCCCAACUUCUGCUCAUUCCCCUCUCUGACGCGGAGUGAGCUGUCCAGUCAUCAGAACGACUGUCCCAAGGCUCAGAUGAGCUGCCAGUUCCAGCGAUACGGCUGCACCUUCAAGGGGUUAAGCCAAGAGCUGAAACAACAUGAGUCCACCUUCUCAGCAGACCACCUGAGGAUGUUGGCUCUUCGAAACGCUUCCAUAGAGACCAAGGUUGAGGAGGUCAAAGUGGAACUGCUGGACAGGUACAAGGUCCUUCCUGGUCUCAGCAGCCGGCUGACUGAAGUGGAGAGUCAGAACAACGAACAGAGGGAGAAGAAUCGACAAAUCGAUCAGAAACUGACUGCCAUGCAGAAACUGAUGAGCUCUCACUCAGAAAAGCUUCUGGAGGUGGAACUGGAACUCCGUUCUCUUCGGCUGCUCAGAGAGGAGGUGGAGAGUCUGCGUGGAACGUUGGAAAAUGUCCGGACCCGGCUGAGCGCUCUUGAACAGGGAGGACGCAACGCGACCGGAUCCACCACCCACACUCUGGCCACCCUGGAGACGCAGCUGAAUCGGCACGAUGACAUGCUCAGUGUCCACGAGAUCCGACUGGCUGAUAUGGACCUGCGAUUUCAAGUUCUGGAGACGGCGAGCUACAACGGGACAUUGAUCUGGAAGAUCCGCGAUUAUAAGAGACGGAAACAGGAAGCCGUGGCAUCAAAGACCUUGUCACUGUACUCGCAGCCUUUUUACACCGGCUACUUUGGCUAUAAGAUGUGCGCCCGCAUCUAUCUGAACGGUGACGGCAUGGGCAAGGGGACGCACCUGUCGCUCUUCUUCGUGGUGAUGAGGGGCGAGUACGACGCACUGCUUCCGUGGCCUUUCAAGCAGAAGGUGACUUUAAUGCUGAUGGAUCAAGGUCCUGCUAGAAAACACCUCGCCGAUGCCUUCAAGCCGGAUCCCAACAGCAGCAGCUUCAGACGCCCCUCUGCUGAGAUGAACAUCGCCUCUGGCUGUCCGCUCUUUGUGUCCCAGAGCGUCCUGGAGAACGGCACCUACAUCAAGGACGACACUCUCUUCAUCAAGGUGACUGUGGACACCUCCGACCUUCCGGAUCCGUGAACGCUGCGUCUUGCUGUUGUGUAUCCAGCUCACGUGCCUGCGCUCGGCAGAGGGAACCAGGGAGCAGCCGAGAGGCGGCGUGCACUUCGCUCAACCUGAGGACGGACUGCAUAGGGUUGUUCACGUGCAAGUGUCUAUGGAUCAGUGUUAGCGUGGAAAUAACACGGCGACACCUCUGAGAGCACAAGUGCCAGGACAUUGUUGCUGCUCAUUACUGAUGCUGUGCAUCGCUCCUCCUUCUGUUUAUAACCCGUUUUCCACCACACGCUUGGAAAGCCGACGACGCCACAGAGGAGCUCAGGUAGCACUAGUACCAGAUGUGUGGAUUGUUCAGACUAAUCUUUGCAGUUAGAGUUGUAAAGGUAUUUUAUAUCAGAAAACAUGUUAAACCUACUUUUUGCUCUAGUUUGUGGGGGAGGGAGGGAAUCCUCUUUUUUGCUGUGUUUGUCUCAUUUAUUGAAAUGUUUCCAAGGGCUGCACAACAGAUCACAUCAGCCUGACACAUGAUAUUUAUUCAUAUUUAAAUAAAAUGAAGCCAAAAUUGUGUUUUGUUCCAUACAAAGCAUUUAUAAAGCUUUAAAACAUCAUCAAGUUACUAACUUUGUUGAAUUACGUUUACAACCACUGUAAUUGUCUAACAGUAGUCGUAGAAGUUCCGGCGCUCCUCUGUGGCCCCUGGGAGUUCUUCAGUGUCAGAAAUAUUAUUUUUUGAUUUGUCGGCACAGUUUGAAUGUUCGAGUGUGAAAUUAAAACGAA
Molecule: messenger RNA, 2828 nt
Organism: Synchiropus splendidus (mandarinfish)
Lineage: Eukaryota; Metazoa; Chordata; Actinopteri; Syngnathiformes; Callionymidae
Gene: traf3
Product: TNF receptor-associated factor 3
Exons: 14
Coding region: 285-2072 (595 amino acids)
Biological process (GO): tumor necrosis factor-mediated signaling pathway; innate immune response; regulation of apoptotic process
Cellular component (GO): plasma membrane signaling receptor complex
Molecular function (GO): tumor necrosis factor receptor binding; zinc ion binding
Source: RefSeq, a predicted model, not a curated record